Molecule: messenger RNA, 3888 nt
Organism: Caenorhabditis auriculariae
Lineage: Eukaryota; Metazoa; Nematoda; Chromadorea; Rhabditida; Rhabditidae
Source: the annotation of a GenBank genome assembly
AUGACGAGUGAAAUUUUCUCCCGAAGCCGUUUCCGAGUUCAAAGCGCCCCUCCUGGCCAGGCUCGGCAGCCUGUCAGGUAAAAAAUCUUUAUUCAUUGGACAACAUUUUUCAAAGAAUUCAGAACUUUUGCCGGUCGGAAACUGCCUCCAAUUCAGACCAAUCAGACUCAGAAGCCAGUGGAAAAAAGCUUCAAACCUUCUACGCCAGAUCGUGGGUUUUUUCGAAAUUAACUAAUUGUUCAGGUGUCAAAACUCGACUUCUCUUUCCUAGGCUAUGCAGAUUUCAUGUAGAAAAAUUCUAAAUUAAUUCAAAUUUUUGUUCUUUUGCGAAAAUAUGAGCUUUUUUGAAAAUUUAGAGGAUCUCAAUGGUAAUUCAAGUAGGAGAGGUACUCAGUUAUAGUCAAUGUUUCCCGACUUGAAAGGCGAAGGAGGCGGGGCAAGGGGCGUGACGCGUAGCGUGUGCGUUCGCGGUUCUUGGCGCCAGUUCAACUCAAUCGACGCCGACUGUUUAAAAAGCUCGGAAACCGCUUUUUCCUGUAUUUUCUACUAUUUUUUGAUGCACACAUGAACAUAAUCCAUAAAUAAUUGAAAAAAGUAAUGUAAAAAAAGCGAAAAAAAGGGGCUUUCCAAAUAGUCGGUGGCGGUUGAAUUGAACUCGUGCCAAGAACCGCGUACGCACACGCUACGCGUCCCGCCCCUUGCCUCGCCUCCCCCACCAUAUUUUUAAACUUUCCUGUUUUUGCAAUUCGCAAACUUUUCUUCCAGCCGAAUCAGUACGUCGAGUCCUCGAGCAGCGGAUGACCCAAGCGAUGGCCGGACCUGAAACGGUUUUGAAGAAACAGGCGAGCGGAGAUUCUUUGACUCAUCUCACCACACGGCGCGGAUCUCGUUAGUUGAAGAAAAAGGCUUGAAAGAAGGAAAAGUUGAAAAUAAUUAAGAGAAAUUGGAAGAGUUCGCUCAGCCUUUGUAUACUUUGUAACUCACAAUAAUCGGUUACAAUAGCAGACAAGGGCCAGACGAUCGAUUCCAAAAACAAGUAAUUGAGGGGAAAAAUCUACUUUCAAAAUCACAAACUGGAAAAAAAAAAUCUUACAUUUAAGCUUGAUCUGAAUUGCCUUAGUAAGGCUUUACUGAACUUUUGUCACUUGAAAAAAAAACUCCAGAAGAUCAAAAUUUCAGAUUCCAUUUGAAAAAUAUUGAAGGAGGGACGGAAUUUAUCAAAUCAAUUGUGAAAAUAGAGUAAAUGGACACCGAUUUUUCUCUUUCUGGACUUCAAACAUCAAAAAAAAAACUUCACGCAGCGUAAAAGCGAUGACGUAAAUGAGGUCCCGAAAAAAAAUUUCUCUAAUUUUACUUUUAUCUAACGUUUCCAGUCAAAAAAUAUGACAUACCCUCUGAAAAAACUUCAAAUUACCAGCCGUAAACUCAUUUACGGUACGUAAACUUCCAUGCACAAUACACAAAAUCCUUACCGAUGCAUGAUAUAACUGAACAGAAAUAACCAAGAAAAACAGUGCGAAUUUCAUUUUGAGGGCUGGUUCUCCAGUAAGAAACAAUUAUUAUUUUACUUCAAAAAACUUUACAGGGCGUAAAUCCCAGGGCGUAAAUGGGCUCCAGAAGUAAAAAGUUUUAAAUCUCAUUUAACACUUCCAAUUCAGAAGAGUUCACGUAUCCGUUCCGAAACUUCACACUUACCUGCCGUAAACUCAUUUACGCUGCGUAAAACAAAAAUCGUUACCGAUGAAUAAUAGACCUGAGCAGAAUUAGCCAAGAAAAACAGUGCUAAAUUCCUUUUUGAGGUCUGGUUCUUAAGAAAGAGAUGCCGUAAACUCAUUUACGCUCCGUAAACCUCCAUGGACAAUACACAAAAUCCUUACCGAGGAAUAAUAGAACUGAGCAGAAAUAACCAAGAAAAAUAGUGCGAAACUCAUUUUGAGGGCUGGUUCUCAAGAAAGAGACUUAUGUAGGCCCUCGCGCCGUCUUGCUGAUUCAUUUCCCUGAAAUUUCAAUUUCCGUACAGAGUUGGCCGCAUUCAACGCCUUUUUUUACUUUUCCCCUUUACAAUUCUCCGUCUUUCUUUUUUUCGUCUUCUCCUUUCCCAGAUGAAAAAUCGCAUUUUUCGCUCCAUUUCUCACAGCAAUCGUUACAUAUUACUAUAAGGGAAUUGAAAUCUGUAGGAAAAAAAUCGAAGUUGCGAGGUUCAAAUUUACGGGGGUUAAAAUUUAAAAAAACGAAAAAAAUCAGAAUUUCAGCGAAAAAAAUGAAUUUUUUUGAAUAUUUUUGGGCUUACUUGGAUAAAUGAGAAAAUUUCAAAUGACUGGGAAAAUGUUAAGGGGUCCCUUAAGAGAUGAGAAAAUGUUUAGUGGUCCCUUGAGAGGUAAGGAAAUGUUUAGUGGUCCCUUAAGAGGUAAGAAAAUUUUAAGUGGCCCCUUAAGAAUUGUGAGGAAAUGUUUAGUGGUCCCUUAAGAGGUAAGACAAUGUUUAGUGGUCGCUUAAGAGGUCCCUUAAGAGGCAAUUCAAGGACUACUUUGAGAGGGCACUGAACUGACCACUAAAAACUCCUCUAUAACGUCUUAGUAGCCACUCCAGUGGUUUAUAGCGUUCCAGUAUUAUCACUUCUGAAGUGGUCACUAAUGUGAUUACCAUAGUUGCCACUAAAACGUUAAAACCUUAUAGUAGUCACUGAAAAUUUUCACAUCAAUCGAGACGAAAAAACCAAUCAAGAAGUUCCAGUGCGCCGAGAGAUGGCGAUGACGUCACAAGAUGCCACUUUAGUGGAGCUCGACGCGGUGGAAAUCUCCAUGCUUCAUAGUAUCAAUCGCGCAAAGUGAGAACUAAGAGAAUUUUUCUUUUUUACGAACUCUUUUUCAAGUUAUGCCGGAAAGGAGGGAUCCUUCUACCACAUGGACGGCCUUCUGAAGCACGAGUUCGAGGAUGUUUCCGACGAGGAGUCCGAAAAAGUUCAGCGACGUCCGAAAAUCAGUCUCGUGCGACAGUUUGAGCAGGUUUUCGAUUUAUUUUUUUGAGAAUCCGGGAUUUUUUUGAGAGGGUGUUGAAAGUCGAAAUUACGUGAUCUCUGACGAUAAUUAGAUUUUUAAAAAAUUCAAUAGGAAGUUUUUUUGAAAAGAAAUUUUCUAUAAAGCGCUUCGAAAAUUAGGAAUCUCAUUUUUUACUCGAUUAGAAGAAGGGAAUUUUUUGGAUAACAUCCUCAGAUGUACAAUAGAUAUCUUCAAAAAUCUUAUAAGGGUUUUUUUUUUGAGAAUGAAGCUACUGAACUCCAAAAACUCGUUCAAAAAAUCUUACACCUUUUUUUUAAAAUCACUUUCCAAAAUUGUCUACUUACAAGAAGGCCCAUGGCUUCAGAAAAUCAACAUAAAUUCCAAAAAUUCGCCCCUGAAAUUUCAAUUUUCCAGGACGACAUAAAUGCUCCUCUGGACGGCGUCCGACUGUCUAACCUUGAACAAAGGCAAUCUGCUUUGAAAUCUUUGUCAGUUAUUUUUUUAAUUAAUCACAUAGAUUCAAUAGAGAUGAAGCACAUAAGGAAGGGCUUAUAAAUUUCUCGGAGUUUUUUCUCAUUUUGGAGCCUUUUGUGCCCGAUUUCAGUUCCUAGAGACCAAUGAACCAUGAAAAAAAUAAUCAACAAAGUCUGUUUUUCAGAGAAGACCGUCUGGCCGGGUAUCGGCAUGAGAAAAUGCGAUCCUCAACGAGGUCGGGUGACCUUCCAGAAGACCUGAUCAGCGGUACCUUUCUUGAAAAAUUACAAGUGCAUUCAAAAAAAAUUAUCCAGGAUUAGUAUACGACGUCGACUUUGACUGUUACUACAACCCAAGGACGGACACUUAUUAUCGCCUGAAAUCAAUGUCAAAGUCGGAGGAGGCCAAAUUUUGA